This is a messenger RNA of Alexandromys fortis (reed vole), 830 nucleotides long. It is a transcript of the gene Pomc, whose product is annotated as proopiomelanocortin. Gene Ontology annotation, cellular component: secretory granule; extracellular region. Gene Ontology annotation, biological process: regulation of corticosterone secretion. Gene Ontology annotation, molecular function: hormone activity; G protein-coupled receptor binding. The transcript has 2 exons. The record is from RefSeq and is a predicted model, not a curated record. NCBI's taxonomy places the organism in Eukaryota, Metazoa, Chordata, Mammalia, Rodentia, Cricetidae. Bases 1 to 717 code for a protein of 238 amino acids.
AUGCUGAGAUCCUGCCACAGUCGCUCAGGGGCCCUGCUGCUGGCCUUGCUGCUUCAGACCUCCAUGGAAGUGUGGGGCUGGUGCCUGGAGAGCAGGCAGUGCCAGGACCUCACCACGGAAAGCAACCUGCUGGCUUGCAUCCGGGCCUGCAAACUCGACCUCUCGGCGGAGACACCCGUGUUCCCAGGCAACGGGGAUGAGCAACCGCUGACCGAGAAUCCCCGGAAGUACGUCAUGGGUCACUUCCGCUGGGACCGCUUCGGCCCGAGGAACAGCAGCGGCACGGCGCAGAGGCGCGCGGAGGAAGAGGAGGAUGCUGCGGCGGGGGACGAUGGUCGCGCUGAGCCCGGCCUGCGCGAGGGCAAGCGCUCCUACUCCAUGGAGCACUUCCGCUGGGGCAAGCCGGUGGGCAAGAAGCGGCGCCCAGUGAAGGUGUACCCCAACGUCGCCGAGAACGAGUCCGCAGAGGCCUUUCCCCUGGAGUUCAGGAGGGAGCUGGCGGGCGAGCGCCCCGACGGCUUGGAGCACAUCCUGGAGCCCGACGCCGACGCCGCCGAGAAGGAAGAUGGGCCCUACCGAAUGGAGCGCUUCCGCUGGGGCAGCACGCCCAAGGACAAGCGCUAUGGAGGCUUCAUGACCUCCGAGAAGAGCCAGACGCCCCUGGUGACACUCUUUAAGAACGCCAUCGUCAAGAACGCUCACAAGAAGGGCCAGUGAGGGUGAAGGGGUCUUCUCACCCCGAGUUCCCUCCCUGCAUGAGCGAGCUACUCACCGCCGACCUCAAGCCUCCUAGUUAGCCUGUAGUUAGGAAUAAAACUUUUCAGAUUUCA